Molecule: messenger RNA, 333 nt
Organism: Pocillopora meandrina
Lineage: Eukaryota; Metazoa; Cnidaria; Anthozoa; Scleractinia; Pocilloporidae
Source: the annotation of a GenBank genome assembly
AUGCUUUGUAAGCUCUUUCAUCGAGCCUGUUUCGCCCUAGCUCUAAUUGCUCUGGCUGGCGAUAUCGAGUCCAACCCCGGCUACCAGACGCUAGACGACAUAAGGAACACUCGUGGACUAAAAAUUGCUCACUUAAACAUACGAAGUCUCGUACACAAGACCGACUCUUUGCGCCUUGAGGGAAUCGACAGUAAAACAGUGGACAUUCUAACUCUAUCCGAGACAUGGUUGGGUGGGAAUAUUUGCGACACAGAAAUUAAUCUUCCUGGAUUCGUGUGCGUUUGUCAGGAUCGCACUGGCAUUAAAGAGGGAUAUGGUGGUGUAGCUAUCUAU